UACAGGUGAUGUAUGUAUUGCUUCUUUUUUUAUCACAUCUAUGUGUUUCAGCAAAAGCAGAGGAUUGAUACUAGUUUAAUAAAAUUAGGGAAUGAUGAGUAAAUUCCUUCUAAUUAAUUUAAACUAGACAGAUUCUUUUGCUACCAUUAAAGAUCUUGGUGAAUUGGCAAACUUGGGGAUAGACUUUUGGAAGAACGCGGCCUCCUCCCUUCAGUACAUGUCCUGAGGCUCGUUGAAUGCAGGUGAAGGCACGCAGAAUGUGUACCCAAGGUUUAACCUUAACAAACCAAGAUAUGUUAAGACACCAUGAACAGGAAACACUGCAACAAACAGAUCACUUAAAAAAAGAGGAAACGUUCUGUAUCAGAAAUCUCUAAUGAAGAAAAUAUAUCACAAGAAAAGUUUGAAAAUCAGUCUAAAGGGCCUAGAAAGUGCCUUGAAAAGAAAAGGGGGGAAGAAAAAAGAUAUGUAUGAUAGAAUGGAGUUUUUACACUGCAGUGACUGCGCUAAGUCUAACAGGAAAUGAAAAACCUACAUCUCAUCAAGGACGACUGUAGACUUGUGACUUGUACACAAACAUCUUCACAGUAUCUGUGUGCAGAGUACAGGUGAGAACUAAAAAUUUCAAUCUCACUGUGUGGUAAAUUCUGGGAAGCAGUGUUAGAAUUCGGAGGAUCAAGAUUUAAUCCUGGAGGUUUGAAAGGAGUCUCAGUAAAAUGAACAGAAACAGCAGUUGUAACAGUACAUUUUCAAAGGACUUGUUACCUCCCAUCUAUGGUGUGGAGAUGUGUGUGGCACUGGUGGGAAAUAUACUGGCGCUGUGGCUGCUUGUGACUAAGGAGAGAAAGAACUGGCACACAGGAGUAGUGUUCUCCUGCAACCUGAUCAUCAGUGACAUCUUUUACGCCCUCACACUCCCACUUCUCAUCGUCUACUAUUCAAAAGGACGCGUCUGGGUAUUUGGUAAUGCACUCUGCAAAAUAGAGCGCUUUCUCUUCACCUGUAACCUCUACGUCAGCAUUUACUUCAUCAUGUGCAUCAGUGUUAAUAGAUACCUGGCCAUCGUUCAUCCGUUUUUCACACGCACACACAUUCGUCCAAAACACGCCAAGAUCAUCAGUGUGUUUGUCUGGAUAUUUGUUGCAAGCCUUUCAUCUCCAGUCCUCUACUAUUCAGGUCUGAAUAAGGGCAGAUGUUCCUUAUUUGCAAAUUACAGAGAAAAACAUACCAAGACAACCUACAGAUUGUUUAUGGCUGUUACAGGCUGUUUGGUCCCAUUUGUUUUUACUUUUGCGUCAUAUAUUGGUGUUUUGUGGGUGGUUUUUAAAAAUGCAAAUAUCACCUUGUUAGAGAAGAGAAAAGUUGCCCUGAUUGUAAGUUUAGUCUGCAUCCUGUAUGCUGUGUCUUUUGUCCCCUUUCAUAUUCUGCAAAUAUGGAAUUUUAAACUAAGGGAAGAAAAUAAAACUAAUUGCUAUGUUCAAAAUGGAUACCAAGUGUCAAAGGCAUUAGCCUGCCUGAACAUGUGCUUUCAUUACAUCCUGUACAUGGCUGUGUUUGACAGUAUCAGAGCAGUGUGCUGCAGAAGGAGCUCAGACGUAUCAAAUGAAAAAAUCACAGAUGGAGAACGCUUGUCGAAGGACCUUGAAUUGAAAUCCAGAGACUGAGACUACACAACAUUUUGUUUUGUGUUGAUUUGUAUGUAUGUUUGGAGUCAUUAUCCUGUUGAAUGUUCAAUGGUCAAAUCUUAACCUUCUGGAAGACAACCAGCUUGAGGGCUAAACUGCGACUCUGGUCAUUAGAAUUCAGUUUAUUCAAGAAUUACACACUCAACAAUCUCAAGAUCUCAAAAGUCAAUGUCAUACCUCCAUAUUUUAUUUUGCACAGAGUUUGGGGGAUUUUCCUCGGUUCUUGGUACUGUUGACAGUCAUGUUGAUGGCUUGCAUGGUCAAAAAAAAAUGUUUAUAACUGAUUCAGAUGGUAGAUAAAGUGUUUCCUCUAAAUAUCAUGUUGUUGUUUUGUUUUGUUUGAAAUAAAUGUAUAGAAUUUUUCAGAAAAAUAUUUCAAA
Molecule: messenger RNA, 2065 nt
Organism: Tachysurus fulvidraco (yellow catfish)
Lineage: Eukaryota; Metazoa; Chordata; Actinopteri; Siluriformes; Bagridae
Product: P2Y purinoceptor 11-like
Exons: 3
Coding region: 717-1664 (315 amino acids)
Biological process (GO): G protein-coupled receptor signaling pathway; calcium-mediated signaling; cellular response to ATP
Cellular component (GO): plasma membrane
Molecular function (GO): neurotransmitter receptor activity; G protein-coupled ATP receptor activity
Source: RefSeq, a predicted model, not a curated record